UUAGCUUUCUUUUACGCUGAUUCAUUUAGCACUCAGUCGCGGCUAUAUGCCAAUACCGUGUGGGACUACAUUUCCCAUAAUGCUCCUCACCAACUACGCUGUGUUUUCCUCCGCUGUUCCUGGUGUGGUGGAUAUUCCGUACACACUCCUCCUCAUUCAGAUACACAGAGAGACACACACACACAGGCAGGGAGGAGAUUGAGAGAGAGAGGGAGAGGGAGGUGAGCGGUCAUCCAGCGAGCAUGGCGGACGCGGACGCCCCGGGAGUGGACGGGGAGCCGGCCGGCCGCGGGCCGCUCACGCCGGGUCAUCCCCCGGGUCCGGGCUCGGUGGGCCAGCCGUCCUCGCUGAAGUUCGACCGCAACAUCAAGCAGGCUUUCUACAACACGGGCGCCAUGAUCUUCGUGGCGAUCUGCUGCGGCGCCGCCGUGCUGGUGUAUUUCAUCCUGGAGGCCUUCCUGCGGCCGCUGCUGUGGGCAGUGCUCUGCGGGACCUUCCUGCACCCCUUCAAGCACUCGCUCGCGCGCCUGGGCCGCUCGUGGCUGCGCGGGCUGCGCGAGAGCGGCACGCCGAUCGUGCUGGGCACGCUGCUCGUGCCGCCGUCCUGCGUCAACUACGGCGUGGAGGCGCUGGGCGCGCUUGUGCUGGAGCGGCUGCACGUGCUGCUGGCCAUCGGGGCUGGGGCUCCGCUGCUGUACCUGCUCUACCUGUUCUGGAGCGUCAUCGGUAUGCAGGUGGUGCUGGAGCAACUGUGCGGAGUGAUCUGCAGCAUCCUGGACUACUUCAACUCGCUCUGGGUUGGAACAUUAGUGGUGGGCUAUGUGUUGGCUGUGGCCUUUAAGUGGAACCCUGGGAUGGAGCGCUAUCUGCGGGCCCUGUCCGUUCCUGUGUGGACCGUGCUCAUAUUCUACCUGGUGUCUCUGACAGGGUCAUGGCGAGUGCCAGUGUUUGUGGUGGUGGUCUUUCUGCUGAUAGUGGGCUCCCAGGAGAAAGCCUCUGUAACAGGGAAAGGUGAACUCUCAGGACAGGUCCUGUCUUUUGCUGCUAACACUAUUUACAUGGCAAUCUCCUGCAGCAACUACACCACCACUACUGCUACUACUGCUGAGUCAGAGGAGGAGAACAGUACAGCUGCACAAUCUAAAGAACAAGUGGACUCUUCCAGGACGGCCAGUGGAGUUCCUGCCACCCCUCUCCGAGUGCGCCAUGAAUUCCAGGGAUUCCCACACAGAGAGAAGGCCAGUGAUAUCUACUUUGUGCUGCUAGUCUGGGCUAUAGUUCUGGUGCAAGUCUGGCUCAACCUUUGGAUCCUGCAGCUGUUGCCCAUCCCCUUUGCUGUGUGGGUAAUCAAGAAGCUGGUGGUGCGUUUCGGUGUGAAGGACUUUGCUGAGCGCACUCUGGCAGCAUGGUGGACGGUGCUGGAGAAGUUUGUCAGAGAAAGACAGGAAGCGCUGCUGCCUGGACCAAUCAAAGGCCUUGCACAGUUUCUGCUCAGGGUCGAUACCAAGCUCUGGCAUUGGCUUAACAAGCAGCUGAUUGUGUGGUUGGAGAGAUCUCUGGAUAAGCUCAUCAGCAUCUUCAUCAUUUUCCUGCUGGUCACAGGGACUCUGUUGAUGGCCCUCCUGCUCACUGCUAUGGUACAUCAUGAGAGCGCCCAUAUCAUAGACGUCACCGGCAACCUGAUCAACGAAACUGUGUCCAACCACCCUGAAUGGGCCAAUUGGCUUCCAGAGGCUCGUGUUGUUCAGAAGGCUCUGAACUCUGCUGCCACAAAUGUCUACCAGCAUGGAAGAGAAUGGAUAACUCAAAAGCUCCAAAAGAUGCUUGGUGAUAAAGUGAACAACACUGCAGUGAUAGAGAAGCAGGUUCUGGAACUGUGGGACAGACUGUACCACUCAUGGUUUGUGAAGAACGUUACCUAUACUGGACGCCACCGUGGCCAAAAGCAUCAUCUGCAAAGACACAACAGCUGGCUGGGGGACAUCCUAGACUGGCAGGACAUCGCCUCCUUCGUACAGGAGAACAUUGAAACACUUCUUUCGAUUCUGGAGUCUCUGUGGGUGGUGAUGAGCCGGAAUGUGGGCUUGCUGAUCUCUACAACCACCACACUGCUGACUGUACUCUUCCAUAGUGGAACAGCACUACUCAACUUCGUCCUGUCACUGGUGAUUUUCCUGACCACCCUGUUCUACCUGCUGAGCUCCAGUGGAGAGUACUAUAAGCCUGUUAAAUGGGUGAUCAACCUCACACCACUGUCCCAGCCUGGACCCUCAUCCAACAUCAUUGGCCAGUCUGUGGAGGAGGCUAUCAGAGGUGUGUUUGAUGCGUCUCUGAAGAUGGCAGGCUUCUAUGGCCUCUACACCUGGCUCACACACACCAUCUUCGGCAUCAACAUCGUCUUCAUCCCUUCAGCGAUGGCAGCUAUUCUGGGUGCUGUGCCGUUUUUGGGGACUUACUGGGCAGCGCUGCCGGCGAUGCUGGACUUGUGGCUGGCACAGGGCGAGGGAGUGAAAGCUGUGCUGCUGCUCUUCUGCCACCUAAUACCAACGUACUUUGUGGACACCGCCAUCUACUCGGAUAUAUCAGGGGGUGGUCAUCCUUAUCUGACUGGUCUGGCCGUGGCGGGUGGAGCGUACUAUCUGGGCUUGGAAGGCGCCAUCAUAGGCCCGAUCCUGCUCUGCAUUCUGGUCGUUGCUUCCAACAUCUACAGCGCCAUGCUGAUGAGCCCCAGCAGCCACACACCAGUACAGAGCAACUUCCCACAACACCUGGGCCGGCCCUUCUUUGACUCUCCGCUGCUGCUGAGGAGAGGAACAGAGUGAAAGACAGCCUUUCAUCUGCGAUCUGCUGCUGAUUGGCCCUCUCUUCUCAGAUGAGCCCUGCUCUGGGGUUUCCCCAAAAAGCCUCGCAAGGGCACAGAAUCUCCGCCAUUAAAACCUGAACCUGGAGGCCUGUUCAAGCUCGAGAUUAAAAUACUGCUGUUCCUUCAAAACAACAAAUCACCUUGGCCGGUGAUGAUGACGAUACUAACAACAAUGAUGAGGAUGAUGUUGAUGAUGACGGCAGUGCAUAUCCUUCUGAGCUGUGCUGAGCUGUCAGGGCAGGAGCUCAAUAAAUGCACUAUUAUUUACACAGCUAGCACCUAAACGCGAUGCUCAGUUAGCACCCUGGUGCUUUAGCUCGCACUCCAGUGCUACGUGAAGUAGCACGCUAACGUUAACGCUACUAGACGAUUACACAGGUCUCAGUGCUCAGAAUAGGUUGUCAUUGAUUUCAUUUGUGAGCUCACAAAAUAAUUUAAUAUAAGGUUUUCUGGAUGAGUAAACCAUUACCACGCAUCAUUUCUUCUCUAAAACAUGGAGCUAACAUAUCCACAGCAGUGUCAGACAAAACAGUCAGAUAUGGAUUACAUCACUCUCCUAAGACAGGGAAAAAAAUUAAGAGACAGAAGAAUCAGUUUCUCUGAUUUUGCUAUUUAUAGGUAUAUGUUUGAGUAAAAUGAACAUUGUUGUUUUAUUCUAUAAACUACAGACAACAUUUCUCCCAAAUAAAAAUAUUGUAAUUUAGAGCAUUUAUUUGCAGAAUAUGAGAAAUGGCUGAAAAAAUAAUAAAAAAGAUGCAGAGCUUUCAGACCUCAAAUAAUGCAAAGAAAACAAGUUCAUAUUCAUCAAGUUUUAAGAGUUCAGAAAUCAAUAUUUGGUGGAAUAAAACUGUUUUUUAAUCACAGUUUAAUCACAAUGUGUCUUGGCAUGUUCUUCUCCACCAGUCUUACACACUGCUUUUGGAUAAUUUUAUCCCACUCCUGGUGCAAAAAUUCAAGCAGUUCAUCCAUCCUCUUGGUUAUACUCCAGAGGUUUUCAAUUUGGCAAAAUCAAAGAAACUCAGCAUUUUUAGGUGGUCUCUUAUUUUUGUCCAGAGCUGUAUGUGAGAAAAAUGUGUGAAAUAAAUGUGCUAAAAGGGACUAGCACAAAAGACUAGCACAACAGUGUUGAGCCUUUUUCUGUGUAAUUAAACAGUAAUCUUACUUAACUUCCUCUUAAGCAAACAUGAAAAGUACAGAACUCUUUUGCUGAAGCGCUGUACAUCAUUCCAUGUGUAGAAGGUGACCUUAAUUUCCAAAAGGCACAAAGUUAAAGAUGAAACUUUCUUUUUAAAAUUGAAAGCAAGCUGUCACACUCCCCUGACCUCAAUAUCAUCCUAAAAAUCUGUAUAAAAGAACAGUUCUUGCAGGAUGACCCAAGAAUCUGACUCAAUAACGAGCCUUUUGCAAGGAAGAAUUUACUGACAGUUUAUGUUAGAGGUGGGAAGAUAUAUAUUAUUUAUAUAUAUAUAUAUAUAUAUAUAUAUAUAUAUAUAUAUAUAUAUAUAUAUUGCAGAGUAUUGCAGAAUCACAGUAUCGUGAGAUGCCCUGUGAUUCCUACUCCUAGUAGAAACUGUGACACUUGCCAAAGGAGGUAUUGCAAAGAACUGACCGGGCCGGGUGCUAAGAUUUUUGCUUUAGACUCUUUUUACAGUUUAAAACUAAGAAAAAGGUGAAACAAUAAGAUAAAAAGUAGCCAUGAAAGUAGCCAUUCCUUUUUCGUUUAUGUCUUUUAGUAUAGUGAAGAGCUUAAUUCAAGCCCAGAAGCCCAAUUCUACAUUCCAGUGUAAUUAGGCCACUGUGGCAUCAGGUUUAAUACUCAUUCAUCAAAAUAACAAGAGCAGUGUGGAAUUAAUCACACAGCCAUAUCUGACAGAACCGCUGCUGCUGCUAGACAACUUCUAGAGAAUAAAUGAUGCUUCUAAACUCUUUUCUAACAGGAUACAGAAUGGAUGUGUACAGCACUGAUGACAUUAGGUUUGUGUGUGAGUGUGUGUGUGUGUGUUUGAUACUUCUAGAUUUUCCUAUUUAACAGUUAAGCUAAGUUCUGGUAUGUGACUGUAAGGCUUUAAGACUUAUCAGAUUAAUUGAGUCAAUAUGUCACCCUUUAGAGGAUUCAGGAUGUUUCCGUUUGUAGAUUUUAUUUAUCAGGCAGAUAUUAGGAUGUUGUGUUGUGCCAUAUAUUUUACAGGUGUAAUACACUGCACAGCUAAAGGUAUAGGCAUUGCUUAUGUUUACAUUUACAUUCUGUAAGCAUGUGUGAGUGUGAGCACGUUUGAAUGUGUGUGUGAGUGUGUGUGCACUCCUUUGCCUUAUUUUCAUCUUACCUCACUUCUUCUUAAAGCUACAUUUAACAUCUUGGCACUGUUGUGUGUGUGUGUGUGUGUGUGUGUGUGUGCGUGCGUGCGUGCACACUCCCUAGCACUUUUUCAUUUCAUGGAGGGUCAUUGCUGAACAAAACACGCAUUCUGAAAGAUGUGCUGUAUUUUAUAGCGGAGUUUCACCCAUUUUACUAAUUUAACUUUGUAAUUCAGUGUAAUUUAAGUGUAAAAAAGUUAUUGUAAUUGUAGAAAUACCUAAACCCUGUUUAUAAAGGGUCAGCUCAUGUGACCAGUAUCUGAAUUGUACCCUGAUGAGAUUUUAGUCACAUUCAUUUACACUUAUUUGUUUAAAAAACAUCUCUAUUUAAUCAGACUGAAAUCUGAUUGCUGUAUCAGACCACCUCCUGAAGUGGUUAAAAUGAUGGGAUUUGUAUCUGGAUUAAAUGUGUAUUGGGUGUGUUUACACUUGCACUUUUAUAUCCAGAUAUUGAGAAUUGUGUUACUCAGAACACAAGUGACCAGGUGUAAAUUUGAUCCUACAGACACAGACUUCAUAAGAAACAAUGUCUGAAUUUUAUUUGCUGUUUAAAAUAAAAGUAAACCUACUUUUAGCUCUUUAUAUGUAAUCUUGACAAAAUCUUAUUUUAAAUGUAAGGGUUCAUUUUUGAUAAAUCCUUAACCAGUUUAGCUGAAAGCAGCUACUGUGUUAGAUUAAUUAGGUAAAUUAUUAAAAUACAAAUAUCAGUUAAGCUAAAUUGUUGUUACUGUAUUUUUUCGACCUAUAAGGUGCACUUAAAAUCCUUUAAGUUCCCCAAAAAUUGUCAGUGCGCUGUUUUAAUCCAUUGCACCUUAUGUAUGAAUUCUACCAGAGGAGGUUUAAGGAGCAGUAAAGCCACUCUGCUGAAGUACAGCAAUAUAAAGGAGUUUCAGUGAAGUUUUUCCAGAACUGAGACUCGUACGGUAUUAGCAUUAGCCGCUAACGACAUUUACUAGCGCUAGCAGUUAGCUGCUAAUGCUAAAGCUGCUACACACAGCCUUAGUGGAAAUCUGAAUAUCUAAGCUUACCGUAAAUGAACAGAAGCUCUUUAUUCACCCAAUUAAACAGUUUUCAGAAGAGAAAUCUGUGUAGAUUAACAUCCAGCGCUCGCUUUUAAAGAAAUUAGAAGAAUUACAGUUUUGUUUACUUAGGUGCGCCUAGCGGCGAGACCUGCUGAAUUAGAAGGAAAACAUGGAGACAACCCGGUCCCAUAAUAGUGUAGCAUAAUGCACCUUAUAAUCCAGUGCACUUUAUAGUGCAGAAAAUACAGUAAAUCAUUUAAACCACUGAGUUCUGCAGAAUUAUAGAAAAAUGAGUGGAACUCCUCUUUAACCCAGUUUAUCUGAACUACUGUAAUGACUGUAGAUCAUCAGACUUACAGAGGAUGUGUUUAUUGAGCUGAGCUUAAUUCUGACUGAACCUGAGAUGUGAUCCUGAGAUAGGGUUUGAGGAGUUUUUAUUCUUUAUUAUUUAAUUUGCUUGUGAAGGAAACUGUAGGCGAGAAAGACCAAAGUGGCAGUUCAGUGUAAAAAGCUUGAAUUUGAUGCACUGGGCGUGUAGCACAGCGGCGCGGUGUGUUGUUGGCUGUAGGUAGCUUUAGUGUGUUCGUGUUUUCACUCAGGAGGAGAUAGAUGCACUUUGACGACGCAGUUUACACCAAAAUAAAGAUAUAGUAUGUAUUUUACAAACACAGUGACUGUAGGAUUGACUGUAGGCAUUGAAUUACUGAAUAGUAUCACCGUUUAUUGUUUUGCUAGACUUUUGUUAAUUAAAGUGUUUAUAGGUUAUGAUUUUGGAAUUCUUUACAGCUUAUUCUAACUGUGUUCAGUGUUUUCUACUUGUUAAAAAGCACUAUUAAAACUUUGGGAUAAAACCUG
Molecule: messenger RNA, 7095 nt
Organism: Astyanax mexicanus (Mexican tetra)
Lineage: Eukaryota; Metazoa; Chordata; Actinopteri; Characiformes; Acestrorhamphidae
Gene: tmem245
Product: transmembrane protein 245
Exons: 18
Coding region: 243-2822 (859 amino acids)
Source: RefSeq, a predicted model, not a curated record